Sitodiplosis mosellana (orange wheat blossom midge) is the source of this 1109-nucleotide messenger RNA. RefSeq names its product homeobox protein rough (gene ro). Gene Ontology annotation, molecular function: DNA binding; DNA-binding transcription factor activity, RNA polymerase II-specific. Lineage: Eukaryota; Metazoa; Arthropoda; Insecta; Diptera; Cecidomyiidae. Gene Ontology annotation, biological process: regulation of DNA-templated transcription. The record is from RefSeq and is a predicted model, not a curated record. Bases 1 to 858 code for a protein of 285 amino acids. The transcript has 4 exons.
AUGCAAUCGACUAAAGGUUUAGUGGGUGCAACUAAGAAUAAUGAUACGAAUGUGUCGAUUGUGGCUGCUCGGCCAUCGUCACCGCGUCAGUUUUUCGAACGACUUUAUGGUCAUUUAGAAAGUGCCGACACAAAUACAAAAACCGUUUGCUCACCUGGCCAAAGUGAGCUCAGCUCAUCACCAGAUAUUCUAGAUGAUCGAAAGAGUGCAUUCAGUCUAACGGCUGAUCAUGUGAUGAAUAUGGGUUAUCAGUCGUCCUAUCAAAAUUUAUCGUGUAUGUCAUCCGGUUUUGGUGGAUUUAGAUUACCGCAAGAGUCACCGUUAUCUGCUGGUCUCACGGCAUUUCUAGCUCGACGAAGACGAAAAGAAGGCCGGCCUAGACGGCAACGAACAACAUUUAGCAGUGAGCAAACCAUUCGCUUGGAAGUGGAGUUUCAUCGCAAUGAAUAUAUUUCACGAGGACGUCGGUUUGAAUUGGCCGAACGGCUACAAUUGACCGAAACACAAAUUAAAAUUUGGUUUCAAAAUCGACGCGCCAAAGAUAAGCGCAUCGAAAAGGCUCAAAUUGAUCAACAAUACAGGCACUUUGCCGUAGCUAAUGGUUUCAUGACAUCGAUGUCAUACCCACAAAUGGUGCAAGGAUUACAAUUACAACCAAAUGAGCUCGGCACUUUGCACGAUCAAACACUCAUGAACCCAUCAAAUCGCUCGACCGCAUCAUCCCUUUCACAAUUUUAUCAUGAAAUCAGUAAACAACCGACGACGGCCACCGUUGACACAAAUCCCUCCCAUAAUCAAUUCAAUCAAAACGAUAACCUAUCGGUUCGAUCGCUAUCAAACCCCAUUGAGAUUAUUUAAUUUCGAAUCGACUCAGAAUUUAGCGUGAACUUUAUGUUAAAUUAUUAUCAAAGUAAACAUUACGAAUUUUGUGGUACGAAUUAUUAGCUGUUAAGUAUAUACGCCGUUCAUAUUAAGUAUAUUCGAAUUUUGAAAUUGAUUAUACCGAUCUUGACGUGGAACUAGAGUUUUUAUUUCUUCAUUAUUUUACAAACAACCGAAAAAAGAAGUUGUGUACAAAGAAAAAAAUAUUAAAACACAGUGAAGGAUAG